Octodon degus (degu) is the source of this 1431-nucleotide messenger RNA. RefSeq names its product tripartite motif family like 1 (gene Triml1). The transcript has 6 exons. The coding region runs from base 1 to 1425 and encodes 474 amino acids. The record is from RefSeq and is a predicted model, not a curated record. NCBI's taxonomy places the organism in Eukaryota, Metazoa, Chordata, Mammalia, Rodentia, Octodontidae. Gene Ontology annotation, molecular function: protein binding.
AUGUCCAUCCUUGAGAAGAUGUCAACAGCAGAUUUGAUGGAGAAUCUGAGAGAAGAACUCACGUGCUUCAUCUGCCUGGACUAUUUCAGCAGCCCCGUGACCACUGAGUGUGGGCACAGCUUUUGUCUGAUGUGCCUUCUCAAGAACUGGGAGGAGCAUAACACACCAUUGUCUUGUCCUGAGUGCUGGAGGACCUUGGGGGGCCCUCAUUUCCAGCCCAAUGAGCGGCUAGGGAGGCUGGCUGGCAUUGGCAGGCAACUCAGAUCUCAGGUCCUGCAGAGUGAGGACGAUUCAUGCAGCUGUGGGAGGAUGGUGGCGGCCACCCGUGUGUUCUCUGAUGAUGAGCAGAGUGUCACAACAUUGUCAACUCAAAGCCAUGGAGCAAACAGAGUGCAUCUCUCCAGUGAGGCUGAGGACCAACACAAAGAAAAGCUUCAAGAAAUCCUAAAUCUUUUGCGCAAAAAGAAGAAGGAAGCUCAAGCUGUGCUGACGCAUGAGAGAGAGAGGAUGAUCCUGUGUAAGGAAGAGACGAAGACUUUUAAACAGGUGGUUGUGUCAGAAUAUAUGAAAAUGCACCAGUUCCUCAAGGAAGAGGAGCAGCUCCAGCUGCAGCUUCUAGACAAGGAGGAAAAGGAGAACUUGAUGAAACUGCGGGACAAUGAAAUCAAGCUGACCCAGCAAGUCCGACACCUAAGCAAAAUGAUUGGCCAGAUUGAGUCCAUGUAUCAGAACUCAAAUUUAGACUCUUUUGAGGAAGUCAGAGGAGCCCUGGAAAGGAGCGAGUCACGGCUGCUGCAGUGUCCAGAAGCCACCACCACACAACUGAGUCAGUGCCGUGUCACUGGGAUGAGGGAGAUGCUAAGAAAAUUCAGCACAGAGAUCACUCUGGAUCCAGCCACAGCCAAUGCCUACCUCGUUUUGUCUCCAGAUCUGAAAAGUGUGAGAUAUGGAGGAAGCAGACAGCAGUUACCUGACAACCCAGAACGAUUUGACCAGUCUGCAACUGUGCUGGGAGCUCAGAUAUUCACCAGCGGGAGACACUACUGGGAGGUGGAAGUGGGAAAUAAGACAGAGUGGGAAGUGGGCAUCUGCAAGGACUCGGUGAGCAGAAAGGGGAAUCUCCCCAAGCCCCCCGGAGACCUCUUCUCACUUAUUGGCUUAAAAAUUGGAGAGGAUUAUAGCUUGUGGGUCUCCUCCCCUCUGAGAGGUCAGCAUGUCCGAGAGCCUGUGCACAAGGUUGGUGUCUUCUUAGACUACGAAUGUGGACAUAUAGCAUUUUACAACGUGGCGGACAAGUCCCUCAUCUACAGUUUUCCUGCAGCCCCUUUCCAAGAUGCACUCAGGCCGAUCUUUUCUCCUUGCCUCCCAAAUGAAGGGACAAACACAAACCCUCUUACCAUCUGCUCACUGAGUAGCCAUCACUGAGGAGCU